AUGAGCUUAUCACCACCACAAAAUAAAGACAUGAGGAUACUUGACAGAGAUGCUUUUAAGAAAACAUUUACAACUCUGGCUGUCCGUGUUUCGGCAUCGCUUGUCAAGCAAAUCACCAUCGCUUUGAACGAUGUCUUAUUGAAUCAGCCACGAUUACAUAAUGUUGUGUCAGACAAUAAUGCUGCAACAGAUACAAAAUUGAUUCUGUUGAGUCUUCAUGUAAAAGAUGUUAAAGAAGACCUCUCAAACGAACAAUUCCUAUUGAUAAAAGACCAUGACAUAGUUUCAUAUACUUUCGACUUGAGCUAUGACUAUUGGACAACAGAGCAGAUCUUGUCGUCUGUAAUGCUGGAAGGCGAUGCGGAAGCACCUUCCUCUUAUACUGUAACAGGACAUAUAGCGCAUGUGAACCUGAAGGAAGAGAAUGCACCUUAUAAAUCACUAAUAGCCCAAGUGAUACUCGAUAAAAACAAAAAAAUCAAGAGCGUUGUAAAUAAGACCAGCACUAUCGACAAUACAUAUCGAAAUUUUGAGAUGGAGAUCUUAGCAGGGGAUCGAAAUAUGAUCACAGAACUGAAAGAAAACGAGUGUCGAUUCAAAUUUGACUUUUCCAAAGUUUACUGGAACUCUCGCUUGCAAGCUGAGCACCGUCGGCUUAUCGGUUUAUUUAAAAAAGGAGAUUACAUAUGUGAUGUGAUGGCAGGCGUAGGACCAUUUGCAAUUCCUGCUGCAAAAAAAGGUGCUUACGUCUAUGCAAAUGAUCUUAAUCCUUCUUCCUUUCAGUGGCUAUCCGAAAAUGUCAAGUUAAAUAAGAUCUCAUCAGAUAACAUUAAAACGUUCAAUCUGGAUGGACGGGAUUUCAUAAGACAAGCAGUGGAUGAUCUUUAUAUCGAAACUGGACAUACAUUUAAUCAUUUCAUUAUGAAUUUACCUGCGACUGCAAUCGAGUUUUUAGACACAUUUAAGGGCUUAUAUCGAGAAAGAGCGACUACGAUGGAGCCAAAUAAGCUCCCGCUGAUUCAUUGCUAUUGUUUUACGAGAAGCUCUGAUCCCACAGAUGAUAUCACACAGCGUAUAAACCAAAUUAUCGGGUGUCCAACCGAUGCUAAUCACUUCAAACUGCAUUGGGUCCGUACAGUGGCCCCAAAAAAGGAUAUGUAUUGUGUAUCUUUCCGUCUUACUCCCGAAAUUGUUUUUUCCUAA
Molecule: messenger RNA, 1203 nt
Organism: Mycotypha africana
Lineage: Eukaryota; Fungi; Mucoromycota; Mucoromycetes; Mucorales; Mycotyphaceae
Product: Met-10+ like-protein-domain-containing protein
Exons: 10
Coding region: 1-1203 (400 amino acids)
Biological process (GO): mitochondrial tRNA methylation; tRNA N1-guanine methylation
Cellular component (GO): mitochondrial matrix; cytoplasm
Source: RefSeq, a predicted model, not a curated record